Messenger RNA from Sardina pilchardus (European sardine), 658 nucleotides. It is a transcript of the gene cga, whose product is annotated as glycoprotein hormones, alpha polypeptide. The transcript is spliced from 5 exons. Gene Ontology annotation, cellular component: follicle-stimulating hormone complex; extracellular region. The record is from RefSeq and is a predicted model, not a curated record. Gene Ontology annotation, molecular function: follicle-stimulating hormone activity. Gene Ontology annotation, biological process: thyroid hormone generation; positive regulation of steroid biosynthetic process. The coding region runs from base 121 to 597 and encodes 158 amino acids. NCBI's taxonomy places the organism in Eukaryota, Metazoa, Chordata, Actinopteri, Clupeiformes, Clupeidae.
GGAAUGAUGAACAUUAGCAACUGCUCUUCAGUACAGGAGCAGAAGCCAUUUGACACGGGGACAGUAUUGAUUGGAUUAUAGGUCAGAAAAGCAGUUGAUCAUAGCAUUGACAACACGAGGAUGAAGGUCUUUUUUAAUCCAAGUGGCGUCUGCAGGAGGAGAGGGACUUGUAUAAAAGGGACUGCUUUGUGCUAUAGGCUCUCACUCAACAGCAGCAGACCAAAGGAUAUAGUCACCAUGGUUACUCAAACAAAGUCUUGUGUAGCAUCUCUUCUGCUGGUAUCAAUACUUGCUCAUAUAGGAGAUUUUUAUCCCAACAACGAGAUGGCAUCCAGAGGCUGUGAGGAGUGUAAAUUGAAAGAGAACCCCAUCUUUUCCAAGCCUGGGGCUCCAGUCUAUCAGUGUAUGGGAUGCUGCUUCUCAAGAGCGUAUCCUACUCCUUUGAGAUCCAAGGGGACAAUGAUGGUGCCAAAAAACAUCACCUCUGAGGCAACAUGCUGUGUGGCCCGAGAAUUUAAAUCGGUUACAUUUUACGAUGUGAAGCUGCAGAACCACACAGACUGCCACUGCAGCACAUGCUACUAUCACAAGGCUUAGAAAAUGUGUAUGAGAAAGACUGUCUCCGUGCUAGCAAAUAAAAGCCUUAAAUGCUCCAUGU